AAAGACAUGGAUCUGACAAGGCUUAAGAUGUCGGCCAGGUCUUCAGUGUCGUCUCAUCGCCAACUUCUUCUCGCGUUGACCAUUUUCAACGAUGCCUAGGCCUUCAAAAGCCUCCAAAAAUGCCAGCGCAGGUGCAAGCACAGGCGAUGGAACUCUUGUGGUCACAAGCCAACAAAGUCGCUAUGCUUUGGACGCCGUAGAUGCUCCAACUUCAAAAGACAUUGACAUAAAAGACCUUACUCUCUCUAUUGGUGGCAGAGAUUUGCUCGAUCACGUUGAGCUUCGAUUCCUUGAAGGUGUUCAUUAUGUGCUUGCAGGUAGAAACGGGACGGGGAAGAGCUCACUCCUGCGGUCACUCGCAGAACGACGCGUACCUGGAGUGCCGAGCAAUCUGCGACUGCUGCUACUUGGGCAAACUCGUGUGAGCUCCGACGUUUUAAGCCAGGAGCCUACGGAAGCAGAAAACCUGUCGCAAGAUGUCCUAGACUAUGUCACAAGCAGUGAUAGAAGAAGAGAAAUUGCUCUCAAGACUGCGAAUCGUCUAUCGGUCGCUUUGGAGGAAAAGACAGAUAUCAACAAUCUUGUCAAGACAGUACAAUCUCUCCAAUUAGAGCAAGCAAAACAGGAUCUGGCCGAGGCUCAAUUGAUAGCGGAACGAAGGAGUGGUGCAAGAGGGUCCAAAUCAAGACAGGUUUUGAUUGAGAGAGAGGUUGCUCUCAAGGAGAGUCAGGCUCGGUAAGUGGCUUGUUUGCUAGGAGAUGUUUCUAACCGUGUCAAGCUAUGAUGACCCUGUUAAGCCAGAAGAUGAGCACGAGGCCACAAAAAUCGGCAUUGAGAUGCUCGAAUCCACUCGUCUAACACUAGAAGCCAUGGAUGCCGGAAGCACUGAGAGUAAGGCUCGAAAAGUCCUUCUUGGUCUUGGCUUUUCAGAGAAACAAAUUAAGCAGCCGGUCUCAUCGCUGUCGGGUGGCUGGAGGACACGGUGUGAUUUGGCAUGUGCCUUGAUACAGCAGACUGAUGUUUUGAUGCUCGAUGAACCAACUAAUUUCUUGGACCUACCGGCAAUUGUCUGGUUGGAGCGGUUUAUCAAGCACUCACUGGUAGACACUACCGUCGUCGUCACCACUCACGAUCGAGAUUUUGCCGACGCUGUUGCUCAAGAAUUGGUAUUGGUCCGUUUGACGCCAGAAAAGUCCCUGGAGGUUUUCAAGGGAAGUUUGACUGAAUACGAAAAUGAGAAACGACGCCAGAUUCGAAGGAUGACAAAGAUGUCCGAAGCACAGGACAAAAAGACCAAGCAUAUGGAGGAUACAAUCACGAAAAGUAUCAAGGCUGCAAAACGUACAGGUGACGACAAGAAGCUGAAACAGGCAGCCUCUCGUAGAAAGAAGAUUGAUGAGAGGACCGGGCUUGAGGUCGGUCACCAUGGCGGACGGUUCAAACUCAACAGAGAUCUCCCGGGAUACCAUCUCAAGGCCCGGGCUGACAUUGAAAUUCCUGGCUUUGAUCCUGCUGUUACUAUAACUUUACCUGAGCAGCCUACGUCUCUUCGACAUCCUGGACCCCUCUUCAGCUUCGAAGGGGUAUCUUAUACUUACCCUAAAUCUGGCGUUUGGACCCUCAAGGACGUUAACCUAGUCAUGCACCCGGGAGAGCGCGUCGGUCUAGCCGGUCUCAAUGGCAGUGGAAAGUCCACUUUGGUCAACCUUCUGAUGGCAGCUGCGACGAAUGAAAAUCCAAGACCGACCAAAGGCAAUAUCACUGUUCAUUCCAAGGCACGUUUUUCUUGCUACUCCCAGCAUGCUGUUGAAGAGCUUGAAGCGAUCGGGCGCCGCGACCCAAGUCAAACAGCUCUAUCUCAUCUCAUGAGUCUCAACGGUUGGACCGGGGACGAGCAGACCGCUCGGGGGACACUUGCUAAACUAGGCCUUCGGGGCAGCGCUGUCUCAGACGUUUCCUUGGCUACUUUGUCAGGCGGUCAACGUGUACGCCUCGCUUUGGCGGCAGCAUUCCUUGACUCUCCCCACUUGGUCAUUCUGGAUGAAGUGACAACUCAUCUCGAUGCAGAUACCGUUGACGCCUUGAUUGAGGCUUUGGGUUCUUGGCAAGGAGCUUUACUCGUCGUCACUCACGACAGACAUUUUAUGCGCUGCGUGGUCGAUGCUGAGAAGCUCGACAAAGGUGGGGACGAAGACGACUCAGGUAGCGAUGAUGACGAUGACUCCGAAACUCGGACACCUGGCGUAGUCUACCACGUGCGCAAAGCUGGACUGCGGAAACUCGAGAGAGGAAUGCAACAGUAUGAAGAGAUUGUCUCGAAGACGAUUGACAAAUUAGGAGUUUGAGCUGCCUGAUCCUAGAUACUAGUCAACCACUUCGGCAUUUUUCCAAGAACGGGACCUUCACACCACCGAUUCCACUGCAACCGAAGUCUUUUUCGUAUGUGCCAGUAAGCUCCACGAAGCCGAUCACAAGCUGUGGCUUCCUGAGCUUUGCAAUGCUUGGCCUACAUAUGCUUCUUUAACUACAACGACUUGGAUGGGGGUGGGCGUCGACACUACGCCGGCCCUUGCUAGGCACGUGGUAGAUCGGUGCCCCUUAUUGGACAGCCUCGGCAUGUCAUUGGCUUGCCAUCAUCAUCGCAUUUUCUUCCAUGCGACAGUCGAUCAGGAACUCCCGAGCUCUCGACGUUGCUUUUAUAGAACAAGGCAAUUCGCCAACAUGCU
Messenger RNA from Exophiala oligosperma, 2726 nucleotides. RefSeq lists its product as hypothetical. Lineage: Eukaryota; Fungi; Ascomycota; Eurotiomycetes; Chaetothyriales; Herpotrichiellaceae. Gene Ontology annotation, molecular function: ATP hydrolysis activity; ATP binding. Bases 759 to 2345 code for a protein of 528 amino acids. The record is from RefSeq and is a predicted model, not a curated record. The transcript has 2 exons.